Drosophila innubila is the source of this 2824-nucleotide messenger RNA. It is a transcript of the gene ple, whose product is annotated as tyrosine 3-monooxygenase. Lineage: Eukaryota; Metazoa; Arthropoda; Insecta; Diptera; Drosophilidae. The transcript has 7 exons. Bases 461 to 2191 code for a protein of 576 amino acids. Gene Ontology annotation, molecular function: iron ion binding; tyrosine 3-monooxygenase activity. Gene Ontology annotation, cellular component: perikaryon; cytoplasm; axon. The record is from RefSeq and is a predicted model, not a curated record. Gene Ontology annotation, biological process: dopamine biosynthetic process from tyrosine.
GUGCUGGCAACUGAACCUGUGGCAUGCAUUGAUUCGCUAACAUUCGCUCUAAAGACUUGCCAGCCUUCUGUGGUCAAGUAGUUUGCUGCUCUGAUUUGUUGUAAUAAAAUUUUAGCUGAAAGGAUAAUUACCAACGAGUAUCAGUUUCGCGUUCAAGGAUUUAAAUAUUCAAGAAAAAAAAAAAAUAUAUUAAAAACGUUAAACGUGCCGUGAACGAGAAAGAGAGAGAGUUCUUUGAAUUCAGCUAAAUUCUAGACGCAAUCAGUUCAGUUCAGGAACGAAUUCGCCCAAGCAAUUAAGCAGUGAAAGUGCUAAACAUUUCGAGUGCUUAUUGCAAAUCAUAAAUCAAAAUAUAAAUAAUAAAUACAAAAUAGUAUUCAAAGUGUUUGACAAAUACUUUGCAUAAAUUUUUGAAAUUCUUUUUGAAAACAAAACAAGACCAACACAAAACUCAAGCAAAAUGAUGGCCGUAGCAGCUGCCCAAAAGAAUCGCGAGAUGUUCGCUAUCAAGAAGUCCUACAGUAUUGAGAAUGGUUAUCCAUCCCGUCGCCGCAGUCUUGUGGAUGAUGCGCGCUUUGAGACCCUGGUUGUCAAGCAGACCAAACAAACGGUGCUCGAGGAGGCACGCAGCAAGGCAAAUGAUGCCUCGCUUGAGGAGUGCAUUCAGCAGGCAAAGGGCGAGCAUGUGCCCGCCGAGCAAAAUGUCGAGCUGCAGGACGAGCAGCCCAAUUUGGAGAUGGCCGUUGAGGAUGAAUAUCUUGCAGUUGAGGAUAUUGAAACUGAAGCAGCAAUUGAAAGCAGCGUUGAGCAGCCAGCCGGUGAUGAUGAAAGGCCCACCAAGAACGAUUAUGGCCUCACCGAGGACGAGAUUGUCUUGGCCAAUGCCGUCUCGGAAUCCCCCGAGGCUGAGGCGGCCAUCCAGUGUGCCGCUUUGGUGGUGCGCCUGAAGGAGGGCAUCUCAUCAUUGGGCCGCAUCCUCAAGGCCAUCGAGACAUUCCAUGGCACCGUACAGCAUGUGGAAUCGCGCCAAUCGCGCAUCGAGGGCGUCGAUCAUGAUGUGCUCAUCAGGCUGGACAUGACCCGUGGCAAUCUGCUGCAGUUGAUCCGUUCUCUGCGCCAAUCCGGCUCCUUCAGCAGCAUGAAUCUGCUGACUGAGAACAACAUCAGUGUGAAGGCUCCAUGGUUCCCCAAGCAUGCAUCCGAGCUGGAUAACUGCAACCAUCUGAUGACCAAGUAUGAGCCCGAUUUGGACAUGAACCAUCCCGGAUUCGCCGACAAGGUCUAUCGUCAGCGUCGCAAGGAGAUUGCCGAGAUUGCAUUCGCCUUCAAGUAUGGAGAUCCAAUCCCACACAUCAACUACACCGAUGUUGAGGUGAAGACCUGGCGUUCGGUCUUCCGCACCGUGCAGGAUCUGGCUCCCAAGCAUGCCUGUGCCGAGUAUCGUGUGGCCUUCCAGAAGCUGCAGGAUGAGCAAAUCUUUGUCGAUCAUCGUCUGCCCCAGCUGCAGGAGAUGUCCGAUUUCUUGCGCAAGAACACUGGCUUCUCCCUUCGCCCCGCCGCCGGUCUGCUGACCGCUCGCGACUUCCUCGCCUCGCUGGCUUUCCGCAUCUUCCAGAGCACCCAGUAUGUGCGUCAUGUCAACUCGCCGUAUCACACUCCCGAGCCCGAUACCAUCCAUGAGCUCUUGGGUCAUAUGCCACUGCUGGCCGAUCCCAGCUUUGCCCAGUUCUCGCAGGAGAUUGGCCUGGCCUCGUUGGGUGCCUCCGAUGAAGAAAUCGAAAAGCUCUCCACGGUCUACUGGUUCACUGUUGAGUUCGGUCUCUGCAAGGAACACGGUCAGGUCAAGGCCUACGGAGCUGGUCUCUUGAGCGCCUACGGUGAAUUGUUGCACGCCAUCAGCGACAAGUGCGAGCAUCGCGCCUUCGAGCCGGCUGUCACUGCUGUGCAGCCGUAUCAGGAUCAGGAGUAUCAGCCCAUCUACUAUGUGGCCGAGAGCUUCGAGGAUGCCAAGGACAAGUUCCGUCGCUGGGUGAGCACCAUGUCGCGUCCAUUUGAGGUGCGCUUCAACCCGCACACCGAGCGUGUCGAGAUCCUCGACUCUGUGGACAAAUUGGAGACUCUCGUGCAUCAGAUGAACACUGAAAUCCUGCAUCUUACCAAUGCCAUCCAAAAGCUGCGGCGUCCGUUCUAAUAAUCCAAACUAAAGAGCGCGAACAUUCUCCCUCCCCUCCCACUACCAUCACUCCGCUCGAUUCCACACACACACACAGGUGCAACGGUCUCAUUUUAUACAAAUUAAUUUUAAAUUGACAUACCCCACAUGCAUAUUAACGGAAACUUCUAUUCCGGAAAUUGAAGCACCGCAAUUUUGAUUUAUUUUUUAUCCUUUUUCUUUUCCUUUUUUGUUUUCUGUUUAUGUUUCUGUUUAAUUUUUAACCUAUUCCUAUUCACAUUUAUUGUUCCAUCCCCCACUUUGUGCAUUGCAUAUUUAUUAUCGCAACUAAAUAUUAUUGGACCAAAAAAUCUUUAGACAUUUAAGUGAUGAUGUGAAAAACCAAUCAAAGUAAUGCAAAUUAAGCGAAAGAACCUCAAGGUUCAUCAUACACUCACACACACUCAUUCACACACACACACACACACGCACACGCACAAGCAACCGCUGUAUACUCAGCCACGAAUUUGUUUUUGUAUUAUUUUUGUUUAAUAAUUAAUAAUUACAUAAAAUACAUAGAUGUGUACGCGAUAAAGUAUUCAAUCGGUAACUGCACAGUUUGCCCUAUAUAUAUACAUUUAACAUAUACAUACUAAAUGCAAUAACUAUGAG